This is a messenger RNA of Knipowitschia caucasica, 1866 nucleotides long. NCBI's taxonomy places the organism in Eukaryota, Metazoa, Chordata, Actinopteri, Gobiiformes, Gobiidae. The record is from the annotation of a GenBank genome assembly.
AUGACCAACACCCUGAACCAACACUAUGAGGAGAAAGUGCGUCCCUGCAUUGACCUGAUAGACUCUCUCCGCUCUCUGGGAGUGGAGCAGGACCUGGCUCUGCCCGCUAUCGCCGUCAUCGGAGACCAAAGCUCGGGGAAGAGCUCGGUGCUGGAGGCGCUCUCUGGAGUCGCGCUGCCCAGAGGAAACGGAAUCGUGACGAGAUGUCCUUUAGAGCUUAAGAUGAAGAGAACGAAAGCAGGUCAGAAAUGGAGCGGGAAAAUUAAAUACAGGGACUACAGUGAAGAUCUGGGGAAACCUGCAGAAGUGGACGAGAAAAUUAGAAAAGCUCAGGAGGUGUUGGCGGGUAAGGGCUGCGGAAUCAGCCACGAACUGAUUAGUUUGGCGAUAGCCUCCCCUGAUAUUCCAGACCUGACACUGAUCGACCUGCCUGGAAUCGCCCGAGUGGCUGUCAAAGGCCAACCUGAAAAUAUUGGAGAACAGAUCAAAACAUUAAUACGGACGUUUAUCGCAAAACAAGAGACGAUCAAUCUGGUGGUGGUUCCUUGUAACGUGGAUAUUGCCACAACAGAAGCCUUGCAGAUGGCCCAGGAAGUAGAUCCAGAGAAAAAACGUACUUUAGGUGUUUUGACUAAACCAGAUCUAGUGGACAAAGGGGCAGAGAAGACGGUUAUUGAAAUUGUGCAAAACAAGGUCAUCGUCCUGAAGAAGGGCUACAUGGUCGUCAAAUGCAGAGGUCAAAAGGAUAUUUUAGACGAUAUGUCUUUAAACAAAGCACUGAAGAAUGAACAGGCCUUCUUCAGAAACCACCAGGUCUUUAGUGCCCUUUAUGAUGACAACAAUGCAGGUGUUCCAUUACUUGCCCGGAAACUUACCCUGGAGCUGGUGGAGCACAUUAAUCGAUCUUUGCCUCAACUUGAAGAUCAGAUCAAAACCAAACUGGCUCAGACAAACUCAGAGAUGGAGAGGUGUGGGGAGGGGCCGCCCGCAGGGUCUGCAGAAAGGAUAAGUUUUCUGAUUGAUAAAGUCACAGCCUUCACUCACAACACCAUCAGCCUCACCUCAGGAGAGGAGAUUAACCAUGAACGAAACCUCUAUUCCACACUGAGGAAGGAGUUUGGGCUUUGGAAAAAAACCAUUGAGGAUUCUGGGAUUACAUUCAGUUUGAAGCUUGGCCAAGAGGUGGCCCAUUAUGAUCGGAUGUAUAGAGGCAGAGAACUGCCCGGGUUCAUUAACUACAAGAUGUUUGAACGAGUGAUUAAAGAGCAGAUCAAGCUCCUGGAGGAGCCGGCCAUCACCAAACUCCAACAAGUGUCAGAAAUGAUCAAGAAGGAGAUGCUGAAGCUGGCACAGGAAAGCUUUGAGGGAUUUCCAAAUUUGAUCAAAACAGCCAAAAUCAAAAUUGAGGACAUCUGUGAGGACAAAGAGGCUGCAGCUGAGGCCAUGCUGAGGACUCAGUUCCAAAUGGAGAUGAUUGUCUACACACAGGACGGUAGAUACGGCAAGAAGUUGGGGAAACGCAAGCGAACCGAGGCUAACGAUGCUCCAAGUCAGUUAGGGUUCAGCGGCACCAUCAUCUCCAUCAGCUCCAACAGCACCACCCUCAAAGAAAUGAUGACCCAUCUGAAAUCCUACUACAAUAUUGCGGGGCAGCGGCUGGCGGACUAUUUGCCGAUGGUAAUCAGAUACCAGCUGCUGCAGGAGUCGUCCGUGGAGCUGCAAAGACAAAUGCUACAGUCACUUCAGAACAAAGAGGAAGUGGAGGAUCUUCUGAAAGAGGACUGCACCAUGGGAGAAACCAGGACCAGACUGCAGCAGCGCCACCACCGCCUCCACCAGGCCCGCUCCCUGCUGUCCAAGUUCUGA